AUGUUUUCCUCUGCGCUCAAAUCGUUCAGCUCCAACAUCUCGGCCAAUUACCAGAUAUCGCCCAACCCCACUGUUUACUCCGGCCCCUGGAAAAUCCACGACGCAAAGAAAAAGUCUACGGGAACCCCUGCGUCUGUGUUUAUAUUCGAUCGCAAGUCACUCGAGUCGCGUUCUGGCGGGUUUGGGAGAAGCUCCGGAUCUUCCAAAAAGCUCCAAGAAGAUGUGAUCGAACGACUCAAACGCGAAGCGAGUAAUCUCGCGCGUCUACGGCACCCGUCUGUUCUUCAAGUGCUGGAGCCAGUGGAAGACACACGAAGUGGUGGCCUAAUGUUUGCGACGGAACAUCUGACGGCAUCGCUCUCUGGGCUGCUUCUGGAGAAGGAUGACCAAGAGAACACAUCGCGAGGCGGUUCUAGAGGAACCCGCUACAUGGUCGAAGAGGCCGAUGGAACGCGCAGAAGAAGAGAUGUGGAGAUCGAUGAGCUGGAAAUUCAAAAAGGCCUGCUCCAAGUAGCAAAAGGUCUCGAAUUCCUGCAUGAGUCCGCGGGCUUGGUGCAUGGAAACCUAAACCCCGAGGCUAUCUACAUCAACUCCAAAUCAGAUUGGAAAAUCUCUGGUUUGGGAUUUGCUGGGCCUCCGGACUCUUCGGAGACUAAAUCAUCAUUGCCACCAUUGGCUGUGUCUGAAGUUCUUUAUCAAGACCCUAGGCUCCCCGCUUCGGUCCAAUUGAACAUUGACUACACGUCGCCUGACUUUGCUUUGGAUUCAAAUGUUUCGUCGGCUGCCGAUCUCUUCUCUUUGGGUCUCAUCAUUAUCGCUCUGUACAAUUCUCCGCAUGUUUCACCGCUUCAAACGAACGCGAACUUAACUACAUAUAAGAAACUGUUGAGCUCUCCAUCUUCUACUCCGUCCCAAAGCAACAACUUUCUCUGCUCAAAACCAGUUCCAAACGAUGUGCUAUCUCAUGUUCUACCAAGGCUUAUCACGAGGAGACCGGCCCAGCGUAUGAACGCUCGAGAAUUCCAGCAAUCCCAGUACUUCGAUAAUGUGUUAGUAUCUACAAUUCGAUUCCUGGAAUCAUUGCCGGCCAAAAGCCCGAAUGAAAAGUCUCAGUUCUUGCGUGGUCUACAGCGAGUACUGCCUGAAUUCCCUGUCUCGGUGCUUGAAAGAAAGUUAUUGGGAGCACUUAUGGACGAGUUGAAAGAUCGCGAACUGCUUGCUCUGAUUCUGCAGAAUGUGUUUGGUAUUUUGCGACGAAUUCCAAAUGGACGCCGUGUAUUCCCAGAAAAGAUCAUACCCCGUCUGAAGGAGGUUUUCGGGACCGAUUCGGGCAAGACUGAACGAGACUCCAAAAAGGAUGCUGGCCUUAUGGUUGUGCUCGAUAAUAUGAAGCUCAUUGCCGACAACUGUUCCGGAAUGGAAUUCAAAGAUGAUAUUCUACCUCUAAUCCGUCUUGGUCUGGAUUCGCCUACCCACUCCCUGGUGGAUGCUGCAAUCAAAUGUCUCCCCGUGGUGCUCCCCGUUCUUGAUUUCAGUACAGUCAAGAAUGAAGUGUUCCCUCCCAUUGCUAGCACUUUUAGCAAAACAAGCAGCCUUGCCAUCAAGGUCCGCAGUUUGGAAGCUUUCAGUGUGCUGUGCGGUGCCUCUCCGGAUGAUUCUAAUGGACUGGACGAUGACCUUUCUGGUAUCCAGACGAGCAAGUCGAAACCAGCCAAGUCUUCUAUCCUGGACAAGUAUACCAUUCAAGAGAAGCUUGUUCCAUCUCUGAAAGCAAUCAAGACAAAAGAACCGUCUGUGAUGAUGGCUGCACUCAAGGUCUUCCGCCAGGUUGGAAUUGUCGCAGACACCGAUUUCCUAGCUUUGGAGGUUCUUCCGGUUCUUUGGAGUUUCAGUCUUGGGCCGCUAUUGACUCUCUCUCAGUUCAAUGACUUCAUGGCCUUGAUCAAAACCCUUUCUACUAGGAUUGAGCAAGAACAAGCCAAAAAGUUACAAGAGCUUUCCUCGGGUGCUGAAUCGAGUGGAUUCAAAAACGGCGUUGAUCAAUUCUCACGAUCUGCUACCGAUCUCACUUCGCCUGAGACAGAUGGGGCUCGGAACAACUUCGAGCGCCUCGUUCUGGGAAAGAAGACCUCGCCAACAAAUGGUGAUAUGGAUACGUGGGGUAACAUGGAGCCUCAGCCAGCCAAGCCAGCUGCUCCAAGCAUGUCAUCUUCUUUCACAUGGUCUUCAAGCAACACUGCCAAACCUAGCCAAGCGGGUUCGCUAAGUCAACAGUCCAAUCUUGGUUUCCGUUCCAUCACCCCGGAUCAAAAGCUAAGCACGUUCCCAACUCUCGAGCCUGCACGACAAACCUCUCCUGUCCCUCAAGGUUUCCCUGCGAUGCAACCUUCAUCCUCCAUCUGGGGAUCACCUACAAGCCCUCAACCCCAGAUUGGCGCGGGUUCGUCGUUAGCUUCUAUGUCAACCAUGGCACCCUCCAACUCCAUUUCCAGGCCAAUGGAGCAGCAUGCGCCCAACUACUCUGCAUUCUCAAUACCCCCUCCUCCUGCAGGAACUAUGGGAGCCAAUAACGCCAUGAGAUCUCCCCCACUGAAUACAACGAUGCGAUCAACAUCGUUCCAAGGCGCAUCUCCGGCUCAGGGAACUCAAAAGCAAGGUCUGGACAAAUAUGAGAGUCUGAUAUAG
Molecule: messenger RNA, 2685 nt
Organism: Penicillium nucicola
Lineage: Eukaryota; Fungi; Ascomycota; Eurotiomycetes; Eurotiales; Aspergillaceae
Product: putative protein kinase Scy1
Exons: 2
Coding region: 1-2685 (894 amino acids)
Biological process (GO): protein phosphorylation
Molecular function (GO): ATP binding; protein kinase activity
Source: RefSeq, a predicted model, not a curated record